AUGGGCCCCUGUACCGCCUCCUCAUGCUGCUGCCAGGCCCCUAAUCUGCCAUGGGCCCCUGUACCGCCUCCUCAUGCUGCUGCCAGGCCCCUAAUCUGCCAUGGGCCCCCGUACCGCCUCCUCAUGCUGCUGCCAGGUCCAGAGUCUGCAAUGGGUCCCUUCAACGGCCUACAUUGUUAGCCGCCUUUCGAACAUCGCCAUCACAGAUUUCCUGAUGUUACACUUUCAGGUACUCCUCACAACUGCUGGUGUGCCAUUGGCAGCUUUUUGCGUGACACCUAGGGUGCUGGCCCUUUGAGGAGGCCACGCUAUUCGCUGCUCGGCAGGCCCUAUGGGAUGAACGCCAUUCCUCUGUUGCACGCCUCUGGAACAAAUGCUGUUAACAAUGGCUGGUCAGGGUGCGGUAGACGUGGCGCACAGAUCUCAACGCCACAUGAC
Molecule: messenger RNA, 438 nt
Organism: Staurois parvus
Lineage: Eukaryota; Metazoa; Chordata; Amphibia; Anura; Ranidae
Source: the annotation of a GenBank genome assembly